AUGUUCCGUCGUUGUGCAGUCAAGCUUAACCCUUACGAUGUUGUUGUGAUUGGCGGUGGUCCUGGCGGCUACGUGGCAUCUAUCAAGGCCGCACAGCUGGGCAUGAAAACGGCGUGUGUCGAAAAGCGUGGCACACUGGGCGGCACCUGCCUCAACGUCGGUUGCAUCCCUUCGAAGGCGCUUCUCCACGCGACCCACUUGUACCACGAUGCCCACGCCAACUUUGCACGCUACGGCCUAAUGGGUGGCGAGGGAGUCACAAUGGACAGCGCAAAGAUGCAGCAACAGAAGGAGCGGGCAGUGAAGGGUCUCACCGGGGGCGUGGAGUACCUGUUUAAGAAGAACAAGGUGACAUACUACAAGGGCGAGGGCAGCUUUGAGACGGCUCACAGUAUAAGGGUGAAUGGUCUUGACGGCAAGCAGGAGAUGUUUGAGACGAAGAAGACAAUUAUUGCCACAGGUAGCGAACCGACGGAGUUGCCCUUCUUGCCGUUUGAUGAGAAGGUGGUGCUCUCUUCCACAGGUGCCCUCGCGCUUCCUCGCGUCCCCAAGACGAUGGUAGUGAUUGGCGGCGGCGUGAUUGGUCUCGAACUCGGCAGCGUGUGGGCGCGGCUUGGGGCGGAGGUUACGGUUGUUGAGUUUGCACCUCGCUGUGCUCCGACGCUUGAUGAGGACGUCACGAACGCCCUUGUAGGAGCCCUCGCGAAGAAUGAGAAGAUGAAGUUUAUGACGAGCACGAAGGUGGUGGGCGGGACGAACAACGGUGACAGCGUGUCCCUCGAGGUGGAGGGUAAAAACGGCAAGCGUGAGACGCUCACGUGUGAGGCACUACUUGUGUCUGUUGGGCGGCGGCCAUUUACGGGCGGCCUUGGCCUGGAUAAAAUUAACGUUGCGAAGAAUGAGCGUGGUUUUGUGAAGAUUGGUGAUCACUUUGAGACCAGCAUCCCGGACGUGUACGCCAUUGGAGAUGUUGUCGACAAGGGUCCAAUGCUCGCACACAAGGCGGAGGACGAGGGCGUGGCGUGCGCUGAGAUACUUGCUGGUAAGCCCGGCCACGUGAACUACGGCGUUAUUCCUGCUGUCAUCUACACUAUGCCAGAAGUGGCGUCCGUUGGCAAGAGCGAGGAGGAGCUCAAGAAGGAAGGCGUCGCGUACAAAGUUGGCAAGUUCCCAUUCAAUGCGAACAGCCGCGCGAAGGCGGUAAGCACUGAAGACGGAUUUGUAAAGGUUCUUGUCGACAAAGCGACAGACCGCAUUCUUGGCGUGCAUAUUGUUUGCACUACUGCUGGUGAGCUUAUCGGUGAGGCUUGCCUUGCGAUGGAGUACGGCGCGAGUUCGGAGGAUGUUGGCCGCACCUGCCACGCCCACCCGACAAUGUCAGAGGCCCUGAAAGAGGCGUGCAUGGCAUGCUUCGCGAAGACUAUUAACUUUUAA
This is a messenger RNA of Trypanosoma cruzi, 1434 nucleotides long. Its product is annotated as dihydrolipoyl dehydrogenase, putative. Gene Ontology annotation, molecular function: flavin adenine dinucleotide binding; dihydrolipoyl dehydrogenase (NADH) activity. The record is from RefSeq and is a predicted model, not a curated record. Bases 1 to 1434 code for a protein of 477 amino acids. The transcript has a single exon. Gene Ontology annotation, cellular component: oxoglutarate dehydrogenase complex; mitochondrion. Lineage: Eukaryota; Euglenozoa; Kinetoplastea; Trypanosomatida; Trypanosomatidae.